Messenger RNA from Suillus subaureus, 2392 nucleotides. RefSeq names its product P-loop containing nucleoside triphosphate hydrolase protein. The record is from RefSeq and is a predicted model, not a curated record. Gene Ontology annotation, molecular function: hydrolase activity; 3'-5' DNA helicase activity; ATP binding. Lineage: Eukaryota; Fungi; Basidiomycota; Agaricomycetes; Boletales; Suillaceae. The transcript has 15 exons. Gene Ontology annotation, biological process: recombinational repair. Gene Ontology annotation, cellular component: nucleus. The coding region runs from base 48 to 2159 and encodes 703 amino acids.
UCUAAUAGUUCCAGCGUGGUAUACGGGACUGGUGAGACUGUUCUCUCAUGUUAGUACGCACGUCGAAUACAGUGAAUAUGGUAUGGCGGGAGAUGGCGACGAGAGGAGUCCCACAUUGUGGUUCGCCCAAACACGUGACCUCCGCGACCGCCACAAACGCGUCUCAUAUUUAUGGCUUUCUCCACUCCACACGCGUUGCACACUCCUAUAUUGUACAUGCUCACGCAUGCUCAACUGCUCACACUUUAAAAGAACCAGAGAUGUCAGAAGACCUUUUGAAACAUCUUAACUCUGCUCAGACUAGAUGCGUGACUCAUCGUCCAGACUCACCGCUCCAAAUUUUAGCAGGUCCGGGAAGUGGCAAGACGAAAGUUCUGACAUCACGAAUCGCCUACAUGAUAUUGCACCACGGGAUGGACCCAUCGUCUAUAUGCGCUGUCACGUUCACCAACAAGGCAGCCAACGAAAUGCGAGCGCGUCUCUUAAAGCUCAUUGGUAAAGAUAGCGUUAAUAAAGUGAAAUUGGGAACUUUCCAUGCGAUCUGUGCCCUCUUUCUGCGGAAAUAUGGAACAUCGGUGGGCCUCGACGGGAACUUCACUAUAUACAUUCAAGUGAAUGCCGCUACUCUCUGUUCAUUGAUUUCUCGAGCCAAAUCUAAGGGAGAAACUCCAGAAGAUGUUAUGCCACGCAAAGAAAGUCGACAUGUUUCAAGCAAAGCUGCUUCCUCCAAGUCAACGAACGAAGAUUUCCAGCGUGUCUUUGCAGAGAUAUACCGCGACUAUGAGAAGACCUUGCGCAAAAGCAAUAGUCUAGACUUCGAUGACCUCCUUCUCUUUGGCGUUAGGCUUUUCUCACGGCAUCCGAGAUAUGCUGCAUGGUGUCAGCAUAUACUUGUCGACGAAUUCCAAGACACGAAUGCAGUCCAAUACGAGCUCAUGUGUUGUAUCGCUGCUGCCUGUCGUUGUGUGACGGUUGUUGGGGAUCCCGAUCAGUCAAUAUACGGUUGGCGAUCUGCAGACAUUACAAACCUUGGCAAGAUGCAAAAUGACUUCCCGAACGUAGCGCAGAUCAUGCUUGAGCAAAAUUACCGUUCGGCGGGAUCUAUCCUUGCGACGAGCCUCGCCAUUAUCUCGCAAGACUCAUCACGGAUUGCAAAAACCCUGCAUACAGAUCAUCCGCUUGGGCCUCUUCCAAUGCUCCGUUCGUUUCCUACAGAACAUGACGAAGCUGCUUUCAUUGCAUGGGAGAUCAACCGCAUGAUAGCACAAUCAGGAGGGAUGUUAGGUUUUGGAGACUUUGCGGUGCUUCUACGUUUUAAUGCUAUAUCUAGAACAAUUGAGAACGCGCUUCAAAAGGAAGGUAUUCCCAAUCGAAUGCUCGGUGGACAUCAGUUCUUCGAACGGGCAGAAAUUAAAGACAUCUUAGCAUACCUCCAGCUCGUGGAUAAUCCACACUUUGAGCCGGCAUUUUCUCGCGCUGUCAACAUUCCUUCACGAGGAAUCGGGGAUAAGUCCCUAGGGGAAAUUCUUUCACGAGCACAGAAACUCGGAAUCUCACCACUGACUCUUGUUGAACGCAUCCACGACUCUAUAAUACCGGAUCUGAAGCCAUCUGUAAAGCGCAAGGUCCAAUCCUUCGUGAAUGUUAUGCGAUCACUGAAAUCAUCUGCCACUGAUGGAAUGGAACCAGCCCAGUUGAUUGGCAAGUUGAUCGAGCUCAUCGGGUACCAAGAACACCUGAAAAAGUCGCAGCCUGACUGGGACACACGAUGGGAGAAUGUUCAAGAACUGAUCAACUUCGCGAGUGACGCCACCGCUGACGCCUCAAAUGUUCCUGUUGUUGAUGGAGACGAGUCGUCGUUACAGGAUACUCCGCUAAGACAGUUCUUGCAAGCAUCAAUGCUGUCAUCUGCAGGUGAUCAGUCGAAUGAAAACGAUGACGAGGUUUGUCUUUCGAGGUCAAAAUUCCGAUUACUCAGCUUUUGCAACAGAAGGUGUCUAUUGCAACUUGCCACGCAGCGAAGGGUCUUGAAUGGCCAGUUGUAUUUGUCCCAGCAGUGGAACAUGGAACAUUCCCUUUUUACCGGUCAGAUGACAUCCAUGAAGAAAGACGCCUUCUAUAUGUUGCAUGCACUCGAGCGCAGACAUCACUUUACCUAACGCACACCUCAAAGCGCAAGGUCGCUGGCGUUUUCAAAUCCAGAGACUUGUCUGAAUUCAUCUCUAAAAUCUGUUACAAGCAUCCACCGUUGUUCUCCGACAUGCCUCAUACGCACUCCACUCAAGACCUUCGUCUUAUAGCAAGAAUUCUGAAUAGAGGGUCACGUAUGCCUGACGAACUGGAGGUGAAGCGACGAAUGACAAUGUUUAAUUUGACCGCAAGACAGAUUCAC